AUGUACGCAGCCUCAAACCGAGCUACUGUCAACGGGAACAUCCCUCCUCCCCGGACUGCGGCUCAAGUCCUGCAAGAGCAGCAGCUUCGACAAACCCGAAUCCAGUCCUUCCUCAGCGACAACAGCGGCCCCAAUACCAUGCUUUCUCAAGCCACCACCUCGGCCGAUGAGUCCAUAGCCAGGCGUCAGACCGAAACAGCCCGCAAGAUUGACGACAUCACCGCCGGUCUCAGCGGCUGA
Molecule: messenger RNA, 240 nt
Organism: Colletotrichum paranaense
Lineage: Eukaryota; Fungi; Ascomycota; Sordariomycetes; Glomerellales; Glomerellaceae
Exons: 2
Coding region: 1-240 (79 amino acids)
Source: RefSeq, a predicted model, not a curated record